This is a messenger RNA of Frankliniella occidentalis (western flower thrips), 1009 nucleotides long. RefSeq lists its product as uncharacterized. The transcript has 4 exons. The record is from RefSeq and is a predicted model, not a curated record. The coding region runs from base 148 to 717 and encodes 189 amino acids. NCBI's taxonomy places the organism in Eukaryota, Metazoa, Arthropoda, Insecta, Thysanoptera, Thripidae.
CGCAGUACGGACUUCAGUUUUGGUCAGGGCAGAGCAGGACGCCGUCUGUAUACUGUGUCCACCACGGGCAAAACAUAGGGUAAAGAGCACCUCAAUGUUUCUUUACAAGUGCGCCGCUUAACUGCAAUUGCAAUCUGGUGAUCGAAGAUGUCAUUCAUACGUGUGGCCCUUCUCGCACUCCUGUGCCAGAAGGGCACCCACAGCAAAGCCAUCAACUCCUUCGCGGGCCCUUACACACUUUACACCGAACGCUUUUAUAUGUGUGAACUAAAUCGCUCGUUUCCUGCUUGGGGAUGGCAUUUCCGUACUACUCGCUUCAAUCCAUAUAAACCAAGAGAAAUUCAACUACUAACUGGCAACUUAACGGUUAGUCAGCCUAUGGAUGACAGCUCCUGGGGGAAAAUAGUAAUGGAUGUUUGGGCACAUGACCAAUGGAAGGAAAACUCUUUCGUCUUUGAAUUUAAAAACAAAGGAUGCACGAAUCUUAAACAAAAUAUCCCUAGCUUUUACGAACAUGCAUUUAAGAAGAGAGAAACUAAAGCCUCUUGCAUUAUCCGACCUGGAGUUUACGAGCUAAAUGACGCCCCAGUUAAAUGGGAGUAUCCCAAUUUGCCAAUCAUGCCUUACGGACGAUAUAGGUUGAAAAUGAAGGCAGGCAAUACUGACCCAUACUGUUGCUUCAUGGUGGACGUUAGGGUAAUCCCUAAAGUCGAUUAACACACCAGAACGUACAGAGCGGUCCGCAGACCCCUUCCUUUAUUUUGCUUAUACUGUACCGCAUGCAUCUGGGCGGGCGGGCUUGCCUACUGUCGCUCACCAUGGGCGCCUUAUGGCCCCGUGUGAGUAUGCAACCCGUCCGCACGCCUGCAUGCGGUACAGCAUAAGCAAAAUAAAGGAGGGAGUCUGUGGAUCACCCUGUAUAUUGUUAGAUUAUUGCCACACACACUACAUACCUGGUAUAUUUUGCGUGAGUUCCAAAUAAAUAGUUUAAACGGCGCAUAACAACUAA